Molecule: messenger RNA, 6088 nt
Organism: Cheilinus undulatus (humphead wrasse)
Lineage: Eukaryota; Metazoa; Chordata; Actinopteri; Labriformes; Labridae
Product: sodium bicarbonate cotransporter 3-like
Exons: 26
Coding region: 155-3916 (1253 amino acids)
Biological process (GO): regulation of intracellular pH; bicarbonate transport; monoatomic anion transport
Cellular component (GO): apical plasma membrane; basolateral plasma membrane; plasma membrane
Molecular function (GO): solute:inorganic anion antiporter activity; monoatomic anion transmembrane transporter activity; sodium:bicarbonate symporter activity
Source: RefSeq, a predicted model, not a curated record
UGUAUAAAGAGAUGAGCGGAGGAAGAGGGAACAGAUUAGUGCGACAGUGUCUCUGUUAGCACUUAGCUCACACACACCUUCUACAGCAGAGAUAAACGACAGAAAGAAGGAACUGGCUAACAUCCCUUUUGAUUUUCUUUGAUGUUUUAGUCUAAUGGAGGAACCGAGGGAAGGGGAGCAUGUGCUUACGGGUCUAGAUGAGGAGGCACUAGUAGACCAUGGAAAGACCAGCUUCACCACUCAUACAAACUAUGAAAAGGAAGAUUUGGAAAGCCACAGAGCCGUGUAUGUAGGUGUCCAUGUUCCUCUUGGGAGGGAAAGCAAACGAAGGCAUCGUCACAGAGGACACAAACACCACCGAAAGAAGAAAGAAAAAGACAGCGAAGAAGGAAAAGACGAUGGAAGAGAGUCCCCCUCUUAUGACACACCAUCCCAGAGAGUCCAGUUUAUCCUGGGCACAGAAGAUGAUGAUCUGGAGCACGUCCCCCACGAUCUUUUCACAGAGCUGGAUGAGCUCUCCUUCAGAGAUGGCAGUGCCACUGAAUGGAAGGAGACUGCAAGAUGGUUGAAGUUUGAAGAAGAUGUAGAAGAUGGUGGGGAGAGGUGGAGUAAACCUUACGUGGCUACAUUGUCACUACACAGCUUAUUUGAGCUGCGGAGCUGCAUACUUAAUGGCACAGUCAUGCUGGAUAUGAGAGCCAAUAGUAUAGAGGAAAUUGCAGACAUGGUGAUAGACAGCAUGGUUGCAACAGGCCAGCUGAAAGAGGAAUUACGGGAGAAGGUGCGGGAAGCCAUGCUGAAGAAACACCACCAUCAGAACGAGAGAAAGCUCAGCAAUCGCAUCCCUCUGGUGCGCUCCAUUGCUGACAUAGGCAAGAAACAUUCUGACCCACUCUUGCUUGAAAAAAACGGAGAGGGCCUGUCCUCUUCACGUCUCUCUCUCCACAAGCCGGGGGCAGCCUCCUCUGUCUCCAACCUCUACCAGAGACAAGAGUCCAAGGUCUCCGUCCUGCUCAACCAUCUCCUGCCCUCCUCUUCCUCCAACACUGGGCCCUCCCCAGGCCCGUCCACCCCCACCACCCCUCAAAACACCCCCACUCCCUCCCGUUCCCACGGUGCAGGCCCUGGCCCUCAAGGUAUCCCUGAGGUGGUGGUAUCUCCCCCCGAGGAUGAUGACCUUCCAAAUUGUGCAGAGGAAGAGGCAGCGUCGCCACAGCUCAACCGGAGAACAUCCUCGGCAUCCCAGGGUCUCGAGCUGCUGCCCUUAGAAGGACAAAUGGUGUCUCCCAACUCUGUCCCUAACAACCUGGAUGGCAACAAGGCGGUGGAGAGGAGGCCGUCCAAAGCAGGGGUCAGUAGAGAAAGCAGCAGUGUCGACUUCAGCAAGGUGGACAUGAAUUUUAUGAAAAAGAUUCCUCCUGGUGCUGAAGCUUCCAAUGUACUGGUGGGAGAGGUGGACUUCCUGGAGAAGCCCAUAACUGCCUUUGUAAGGCUGUCCCCGGCAGUCCUUAUCACAGGCCUCACAGAGGUGCCUGUGCCCACAAGAUUUCUGUUCCUGCUUUUGGGUCCUCAUGGGAAAGGGCCUCAGUACCAUGAGAUCGGGAGAUCCAUGGCGACACUAAUGACAGACGAGAUUUUCCACGACGUGGCAUACAAGGCCAAAGACAGAACAGAUCUCCUCUCGGGGAUCGAUGAGUUCCUUGAUCAAGUGACUGUCCUGCCUCCUGGAGAAUGGGACCCCACUAUCCGGAUUGAACCUCCAAAGAAUGUCCCAUCUCAGCUGAAGAGGAAAAGGCCGUCCCAACCCAACGGCACUGCAUCUCCAGCAGGCGAGCUGGAAAAGGAGGAGGACCAUCAUGCAGGGCCUGAGCUGCAGAGGACGGGAAGGAUAUUUGGAGGUCUGAUCCUGGACAUCAAGCGAAAAGUACCGUUCUACUGGAGCGACAUCAGGGACUCAUUCAGUCUGCAGUGUCUAGCCUCCAUCCUGUUCCUUUACUGCGCCUGUAUGUCCCCUGUCAUCACAUUUGGAGGUCUGCUUGGGGAGGCCACAAAAAGCAACAUAAGUGCCAUAGAGUCUCUCUUUGGGGCUUCACUGACAGGAGUGGCAUACUCCCUCUUCGCAGGCCAACCCCUCACUAUUCUAGGCAGCACAGGCCCUGUUUUAGUGUUUGAGAAGAUCCUUUUCAAGUUCUGCAAUGAUUAUGGGCUGUCCUACCUGUCACUGCGGACUAGCAUUGGUCUGUGGACAGCCUUCCUGUGUCUGAUCCUGGUGGCCACAGAUGCUAGCUCCCUGGUUUGCUAUAUUACCCGAUUCACAGAGGAGGCCUUUGCUGCGCUCAUUUGCAUCAUCUUCAUCUACGAGGCUCUGGAGAAACUAUUUCACCUGGGAGAGCACUUUCCUGUCAACAUGCAUAACAACCUAGACAACCUUACCCUGUACUCGUGUCAAUGCUCUCCACCAGCCAACAUCACAGAAGAGCACAUUCAGAAGUGGAACCGGACAGGCUACACACCAGACACCAUCCCAUGGAGCAGCCUCAAUGUUUCGAUGUGUAAGAUGCUCAAAGGGGAGUUUGUGGGUGACGCCUGUGGCCAUCAUGGACCCUACAUCCCAGAUGUUCUCUUCUGGUCCAUUAUCCUCUUCUUCACCACCUUCUUCCUGUCCUCUUUCCUGAAGCAGUUCAAGACAGAGAGAUAUUUUCCCACCAAGGUGCGAUCCACUAUCAGUGACUUUGCUGUGUUUAUAACCAUCAUGAUUAUGGUGGUUGUGGAUUAUUUGAUGGGCAUCCCGUCUCCUAAACUUAAUGUCCCAGACCGCUUUGAGCCAACUUCAAAGAACCGGGGCUGGCUGAUGGACCCACUAGGAAUAAAUCCCUGGUGGACGCUGCUGGUGGCAGCACUGCCUGCUCUACUCUGCACCAUCCUCAUCUUUAUGGACCAGCAGAUCACUGCAGUCAUUAUCAACCGCAAGGAGCACAAGCUCAAGAAAGGCUGUGGCUAUCACCUGGAUUUGCUGAUCGUGGCUGUCAUGUUGGGUGUAUGCUCGGUCAUGGGCCUGCCGUGGUUUGUGGCAGCGACCGUCCUCUCUAUCUCCCACGUCAACAGCCUGAAAGUGGAGUCUGGCUGCUCUGCUCCAGGAGAACAGCCCAAGUUUUUGGGCAUCCGAGAGCAGCGGGUGACUGGAUUUAUGAUCUUCAUCCUUAUGGGUUGUUCUGUUUUUAUGACCUCCGUGCUCAAGUUUAUUCCUAUGCCAGUCCUGUAUGGAGUUUUCCUCUACAUGGGUGUCUCUUCCCUCAAAGGCAUUCAAUUCUUUGACAGGAUCAAGCUGUUUGGCAUGCCUGCCAAGCACCAGCCGGACCUGAUCUACCUGCGCUAUGUGCCCCUGUGGAAGGUCCACAUCUUCACCCUGGUGCAGCUCACCUGUUUAGUGCUGCUCUGGGUUAUUAAGGCGUCUGCUGCUGCUGUUGUGUUUCCUAUGAUGGUUCUGGCACUUGUCUUUAUCCGAAAGCUUCUUGACUUCUUCUUUACAAAGAGAGAGCUGAGCUGGCUCGAUGAUUUAAUGCCAGAGAGCAAGAAGAAGAAAGAAGACGACAAGAAAAAGAAAGCACGAGAAAAACUGGAACAGGAAUCCAGAUUGCAGGAGGAAGAGAUGGGGCUGAAGGUUGGCUAUGAAAGCUCCAACAGGCUCAACAUCCCAGUAAAAACACUCUCAGGAAGUUCUGAUUCUGACCCCUUGGUUGUAAAUAUCUCUGAUGAAAUGGUCAAAACCGCAGCGUGGAAAGCAGUGAACUCAAGUGCAGAGUCAUGUGCCCAACCUGAGAAACGUAGCCGCAGCCAGGAGAAGGUGGCCUGCGUUAGAGUCGAUGUUAGCCCAGACACACCAGGAGGAGGCUCCACUGCGGAGGCCUUCCUGUGAUCAAAGGGAGGCCCUCAUCCCCUCCUGACACCUCCUCCCACACAACACUCUACCCUGCUGACGGGCGCCAUCCUGGUGGUAAAGAAGGGAGAGCAUUUCACUGCUGCAGCGUGCCCUUCCUCAGGGUUGCGGGCGAGCUCCCACAGGACGGCCAGUCCUACUCCAAACAAGUCACGAAGUGUGCGGCUCGAUUGCAGACUGCUGAUGAUGCCCUGCAGAGUGCACACCUCAGAGGGAUGAAAGAAUUCUGCUGUUACUGCCCACCGAUGCUCACUGUUUAGGAACUCUAGGAAACUCAUCUCCCAUUAAAACCGCAGAUGCCAAAGGAACGGGCCUCACUGGUGGGGAUCUUGGACUGCUUGGACAGAAUUUUACUGUAUAACUCUGUUAUUUUAUUACUUUAGCUGGUCCUAGUGUUGUUCAUUUUCACCAUAAGCUCUCCAGCACUGUUUGUUUUCAUGUACAAAAACUUUACCAGCUUCAGAAGUCAUUAGAUUAAAGCCAUACAGGCACAGUCAGUGUCAGCGGAUUAUGUUUCAUCACUGAUCUGAUACUGUUAUGAAAAGAAUCUGCUAUGGUCUUAGCAAAAAUCAGACAAUAUACAUGCCUGUUUUGAUACAAUGGUAACAAAAAAGUCCUGAGCAUUGGAUUUGAGUUGCUUUUUUAUCACCAAAAAUUGCAGGCAAACUCCUCUCUACUAUCUAGACUGUACAAUACUGAAAUGUCACCUACAUAUUUGUGCAAUUCAGACAGUUCCCUCUCUUUUGCUCAUGGCAACAUUUGGUUAAAGAUAGCACUGAAGAUCUGAAGUUUCAGAUAAGCUUCAGUGCUUUUUACACCAUCCAUCAUGAAAAUAUUGUAUUGAUUUAUGUUGCCUUCAAAUGGAACUCGUGGUGAGGUUUUGACGUGAACUUGAAGCUUGCAGAAAAUCUGACUACCAUAAAAAUGAGGCUGUAAAUACAAUCUCAUUUGAAGGCACCAUUAGAGCGUAUGGUAUCAAAAAGUAUCGCAGGUGUUAAGGCACAAACCAAAACAGAGGUACAUUCGGAUAGUACCACAGCACACUACUACUAUUCAUACAUCUUUGUAGGAUGUCAUGAAUCAUCUCUCCACUCAGUAUUGAUAUUGCUGUUGUUGAGUUUUUUUUCACUGAAAACCUCACUGUUCAUAUUGUAUGUGCUGUUAUAGAAGUAUGUAAUGUGUGUUAUUUUCAUAUGUAACAUAGUAGAAACCUACAUCAGAGGCCAUAUAAAGUCUGUACUGUACAGGAAGCACUUUGCCAGUAUAGUUUCUUACCGAAAACAGAUUAUGGUGUAUUACUAAUAAUGAUAAUAAUAAUAAUAAUAAUAAUAAUAAUAAUAAUAAAUCUCGUCCUCUCACGGUAUCUAUAGAGCUGUAGUUCAAACGUCAGUGAAAAAGCUCAGGAAUCUUGAGUGAUUUCUGAUUGUGGUCACUUUGUAUUUUUGUCACAAGGCAGUGAUAAUUAACUGUAUUCCUUUCAUGGCUGGUAUUACACCUAUUUUAAUAAAUGCUGUAAAUCAUAAAAUAGGUACGGUGCAGAGUAAAGAAAAAGAGAAUAUUCAUGACUUUAGAAAGUUGCACCUGUUUUAUACUGUCUGUAUUAUUGUUGCUAUUAUUGCGUCUGUGUGUGUGCUGUAGAGAUAAAUGUGUAUGUUUAGCUCUGCAAAUCAUUUUAUGCAAAAUAUUUCUACAGUAAAUGUACAAACGAUUAUAUUAUGAAGUUCUUAUUUUGCUACGUGCAGUCGUGUUUUAGCAAUAAGUAUCCCAUACUGUGCGCUGUAUGGACUCAUGAACGUGGCUACUGUCAGGCAGAUAAUAACUAGUGUGAUGAUUUCUGUGUGUAGCUACAGUGACUGAUUUGGACAUUAGCUUACGUGCCUUGUCGGAGCUCAUUGUGUAUGUUGUGUUCAGAACGGAUGUGCAGGUACACACAAGGUGGCACACAAACGCCAAAGACAAAGGAUCAAUACUUUCAGAGUGCAGCAGCAAAUGGCUCAUCAUGUCUGUUCUCUCACAUCUUUGUGAAGGUGGUAGCCUCAUUAUCCAUUUAUCCUCCAUGGAAACGUAACGUCUGUGUGUGUUUACUGUCACAGCUCUAGUAUUUGCUCACACUUAAAGCUCUGUAAUCAAUAUUGAGGUACUGUUUAUUUU